AUGCGCUUCGAUCUCCAAUCCGGAACCACCAAAUGCAUAACAGAAGAUCUCAUGGAGCGUGCCAUGACAGUCGGCAAGUACUCUGUCGCCAAUCCCAGUGAGGCUCAUCCCAUUCCCGACACCUACAAGAUCAAUGUCCGCGUGACCUCGCCCCACAAGGCGAUAUAUCACCAUGCGGAUCGUGUGGCUUCUGGAACUUUCGCGUUUACUGCGAAUGAGGAGGGUGGUUAUGUAGCUUGUUUCUGGGCACCAGAACAUUCGCCUGCGCUUAUGGUUGCAAUCGAUUUCGACUGGAAAUCUGGUGUUGCUGCUAAGGAUUGGUCAAAUGUCGCCAAGAAAGGACAGAUUGAAGUAAUGGAGCUCGAAUUGAAGAAAUUGUUUGAUACAGUAACGUCCAUUCACGAUGAAAUGUUCUAUCUUCGUGAAGGGAGAUUGAAAUGCAAGCUCUCAAUAUAG
Molecule: messenger RNA, 456 nt
Organism: Fraxinus pennsylvanica
Lineage: Eukaryota; Viridiplantae; Streptophyta; Magnoliopsida; Lamiales; Oleaceae
Source: the annotation of a GenBank genome assembly